Messenger RNA from Fibroporia radiculosa, 921 nucleotides. RefSeq lists its product as uncharacterized. Bases 1 to 921 code for a protein of 306 amino acids. Gene Ontology annotation, molecular function: fructose-2,6-bisphosphate 2-phosphatase activity. Gene Ontology annotation, cellular component: cytosol. Gene Ontology annotation, biological process: negative regulation of glycolytic process; negative regulation of programmed cell death; fructose 1,6-bisphosphate metabolic process. The transcript has 7 exons. The record is from RefSeq and is a predicted model, not a curated record. Lineage: Eukaryota; Fungi; Basidiomycota; Agaricomycetes; Polyporales; Fibroporiaceae.
AUGGCACCCACUGUCACAGUUACAUUCAUCAGGCAUGGAGAGUCGACGGAUAACUUGCGAAAUGUAUGGGCAGGUUGGAAGGACUCACCUCUGUCCAACCAUGGAAUGAAUGCAACAAAAGCGCUGGGCAAGUCACUCUCUCACAUCCGUUUCACGGCAAUACAUGCCUCCCCUUUGAAACGGGCACUCUGGACUGCACAGGCAGUACACGAUGCACAACAAGAGCCGCAACCCCCGCUCACAACCUCCCCGCUUCUGCGCGAACAGCACUGGGGAAUCGCUGAGGGAAACCCUUGGAUAAUGCAGUUCAAACCCGGUCUUACCCUUGAAGAGCAUUACGCUCGCAACCUAUAUCCAGUGCUUCCGGAUCGCUCACAGAAAUUCCCUGAAGGAGAAAGUCUGGACGACCUGGCACAGCGAGCGAAACAGGCCAUCAACGAUAUCGUGAUGCCAUAUGUCUGGCAGGCCGUAAAAACGGGAGAGAAAGGAACUCAUAUCGCCCUUGUGAGCCACGGCUUGUGCAUAAGCGAGCUUGUUCCCGCGUUGCUCUGCAAGGAUGUUAGUGGCAUACACCCGGGACACAAGUACAGAGGCCUUUUGAAUACAGCUUGGGCAAGAAUCACCAUUAAUGUUAAAGGUGCAAAGGAAGGUGAAGCGCUAGCUUUUAUAGAUAGUAACCCUCCUCCGUUAGAGAUACGGGUCGUAGACUUCAAUAGCCAUGAUCACUUAGACGACAUGAAGGGCGGGAUUGGCAGCGCACAAUUCGAUCCGAAACAGCAGAGUAUUCGUGCUUUCUUCGGAGGAGGGGGAGGAGAUGCUGAUUUGGAGGAGGGACGUAGUGAAAGCAAUGUACGGGAUGAGGUAGACGUUGAGGUCCAGGAUGAGGACACGCUGACGGCAAAGGAGGCUCAGAAACUCUAG